Messenger RNA from Gastrolobium bilobum, 615 nucleotides. Its product is annotated as serine/threonine-protein phosphatase 7 long form homolog. The coding region runs from base 1 to 615 and encodes 204 amino acids. The record is from RefSeq and is a predicted model, not a curated record. Gene Ontology annotation, biological process: meristem development; meristem maintenance. Lineage: Eukaryota; Viridiplantae; Streptophyta; Magnoliopsida; Fabales; Fabaceae. The transcript has 2 exons.
AUGGAGCAUGAUGAGGCAUCUCGUCCUAGGUCUCCACGCAGUGUGAUUGACCCUGGGCCAGUAGACUGUACUCUUUUGACUCUUCAGGAUAAACAUAUAUCCACACAUGUGAGGAACACCUGUGAGGACCCGAAUGUCCAGGAUCGUGUGAUUAAUGUGCGACAUGUUGCGACGCAUAAUCACCUUGACAUUUCCGAGGAGAUUCAACCAUGGCUGAUGCAGGCUGGGUUUUACCAUAUUAUGCGUUUGCGCAACCAUGAGAUAGACCAUGCACUUGUGUCUGCGCUUGUCGAGCGAUGGCGCCCAGAGACACGGACAUUUCAUAUGACUAUGGGCGAGGUCUCCAUUACCCUGGAGGAUGUGCAUCAUCUACUAGGAUUGCCCACUGAUGGUGAGGUUGUGUCCGGGCGCCACAGACGACAUCCAUUUAGGCAGAUAAUCAGUGGCUUUUUAGGAGUUAAUCCACAGGCUAGUAGGGAUCUGUCUGGAGGUUUGUUGGGUCUCCACUUCCUACGGGAGAGGUUUCAGCAUUAUGGUGGCCACACCAACCCAUUGCACAGGGUUACCCGAGGCACAUCUAGCGGUCAACCGAGCAAGAGUUUGACCACGUUGUAA